Messenger RNA from Erigeron canadensis, 1189 nucleotides. RefSeq names its product DNA-directed RNA polymerase III subunit RPC6-like. NCBI's taxonomy places the organism in Eukaryota, Viridiplantae, Streptophyta, Magnoliopsida, Asterales, Asteraceae. Gene Ontology annotation, cellular component: RNA polymerase III complex. The transcript is spliced from 3 exons. The record is from RefSeq and is a predicted model, not a curated record. The coding region runs from base 187 to 888 and encodes 233 amino acids. Gene Ontology annotation, biological process: transcription by RNA polymerase III.
GGUUUGUUUACAUGUAAUCACUUCACUGCAGUAGCACCACCGCCACUCCGGUCGCUUCUUCUACGGCUGUUGUCGGCGAACCAUCAAAUCCAAGACGACGAAGGAAGAUAAAGACUGUUACUAUAUGCACUUCCGUAUUGUAGUUUGGUGGUUAUAACAUAAUUAAAUCAUUGCAAGUUCAUCAGGAUGAGUGUAUUAAACAAAAGAAAAAAACCGGAAUCAACAUCGACAGCUGGAAAUUUAGUCGAAGCAGAUCGGGCGGUACUCAAUAUUAUCAAAAGCAGAAAAGAAAUGGCGAUUUGGACACGUGACUUAAAGAAAGAAACUAGUUUACCGGAUACGAUAAUUAACAAGUCUAUUAAGAGCCUUUUGAAUUUAGCAUUGAUUAAAGAAGUAGCACAUAUCCAAUUCAAGGGGAGAAAACACUACAUUGCAGCAGAGUUUGAACCGUCAAAAGAAAUUACGGGUGGUUCGUGGUAUGUAGAUGGGAAUCUUGAUACUGCGUUUAUCGAUCAACUUAAAGAUCUUUGUUUAAAGAUUAUCACUAAGUUGACAGUUGCAACUGCUGAUGGGGUUUACGAUUUUUUUAAGACCAAUAGGCUGACUAAUACUGAUUGUACGAGCCAGCAGAUUGGCGAGAUAUUGAGGUCUAUGGUUUUGGAUAAUAUGAUUAUAGAUGUCAAGAGUACGGGAUUAGCAGAGUAUCAUUCGAUUCCUAUUGGUAAAGUAUGUUAUAGACGUCCACCAGGAGAUAUCAAUAAGGGUCCAAAAAUGGGAGCUCUGGUUUCGAUUCCUUGUGGUGUUUGUCCGAGGAUGAGGCAAUGCACACCUAAUGGUCUUAUCUCUCCGAGUACGUGUGUUUACUACACCAAAUGGUUAGAUUUUUGAUCACACUCCAUGGUUUGCCGAUAUGGCUACAUAGAGGUUCACUACGGCUUGAAUCGGAGUUCAUGCUUAUGUUGAUUGAUGGUUAGCCUGAAAGGUGUUGUUGCAGAGGGUCAGCCGAGUGUUGUAGAGAGGCUCACAGUGAAAUGUUUAAAAUAAAAAGUCAAAGAAACUGGUUACCUAGGUGACAUUUUAUAUUAGAUGUUCAAAUACCAACUAAACAGCAAUAACUUUGAAUUUUUACCUCUAUUAUGACGUUUUUGUAGUUUAUUACGUGUUGAUGCAAGCAAGAAAUUUUUUGGGA